CCAUGCAGUCCUGACUGCUGGUCAGCAUUCUCUGGCAGGCGUCUGACCUGACAGGAAGGCGUCCCUCACAUAGCUGGAGGCCCCUCAAAUACCAUCUAUUUGUGGCCUGGACCCUGACGGCUGGCAGGAGCCAUGUGACCACAGAGACGAGGUAUUUUUGGCAGUGGGGGUGGGGCCCGCGUGGGAGCCCAGCACCAUGCCCCUCCGGGACAGGCAGCUUGGAUGCCCAGCUCCGCUGCCCCGGCUGGCUGCGGGGUCCCAGGACAGAGAUGAAGUGCCAGCCCCGGAGCCAGGGAGGUGGGGGCACCCAAGGGGGCGGGUGGCAGUGUGUGCUGGCCGAUGCCCGGGGCCUGGGUCCAUGAAGGCUGGAUGCUCUGCUGCUCAGGCGCCUCUGCUGACCCGAGAUGGAGAACUUCCAGUACAGUGUCCAGCUGAGCGACCAGGACUGGGCUGAGUUCUCGGCCACUGCCGAAGAGUGUGGCCUCCUGCAGGCCGGCCUGGCCUCUGGGGAUGAGCUCUUGUCCAGUGACAUUGACCAAGGGGACAGCAGUGGCAGCAGUCCCCCUGGGCCCCCGCCCCUUCUCCAGGGGCAGCCGGCUUCUAGGGAGAGGGGCUGGCCUGGUCUCGAGGAGGAGGACAAAGUGGCCACUCGGCAGCUGGUCAGCAGGUCUUGGCAUGAGCCCACCUUGGCCCCGGAGCCCGGUCAGCAGACGCCCAGCACGUCCGCACAGCCAGAAGCUCAGCUGUCCCUCAGCUCUGGUGCCACCCCUCCUGGCCAGAGCGCAUCCCUCCUUGGGCCAGAGUCUUCCAGACAGGAGAUGCAGAGGCUUCUGCAAGGGCCGGCCCCCCGGGGCCCUGCCCCUAGUCCCCCUGGGGAGCCCCCCCAGAGUCCCGAGUCUCCUGGCCGCAGCACUGCCCCCCAGAGGCCUCCUGGAAGCCCUGGAGCCCCACCCCGCAGCCCCAGCCGAAAGAAGAGGCGCCCUGCAGGCACCAAGGUGGGUGGGCGCUCGGGGGCCGCCGGCUCUGCUCCCACCCAGCCGGGCUGCCUGCUGCUCACGGAGCCCAGGCCUGAGGAGGGUCUCGGCCUGGCUGGGUCCAGGGGGAAGGGUCUCUCAACUGGGAUAGCAGAGUGUACAGCAGGAGCUGGGCAGGACGAACUGGGGUCAGAGUCUGCAGGAACCCCUGAGCAGGUGACCAAGCAAGGGCCAGGUUUGGAUCUGUCUACACCUGUUCCUACAACUCAGCAAGGUACAGACCUGCUCAGAAUGACCCCCAGAGCUGGGGUACACACUGUGACCACAUCUGCCCAUAAAGCUCGUCUAGACGUCUCAAUGGUUAAGUCAGAUGUGGCUCUGUCUACACCUGUCUCCAAGCCUCAAACUGACACAACUCUGUCUACAUCGGCCUCCAAGCCUCAACCCAAGAUGCCUCUGUCUACACCAGCCUUCAAGUCUCAACUAGACACAACUCUGUCUACACUUGCCUCCAAGCCUCAACUCGACAUGCCUCUGUCUACACCGGCCUCCAAACUUCAACCUGACACAACUCUGUCUACACCAGCCUCCAAGCCUCAACCUGACACGCCUCUGUCUACACUUGCCUCCAAGCCUAGACUGGAUGUGGACCUGCCUACACCAGGUCCAAUGGUCAAGCCAGAGGUGGAUUCAUCCACACCUGUCUCAAAGGCUAUACCAUGCACAGCUCUGCCUCCCCUUGUGUCCAAGGCCCAGUGUGAUGUGGAUGUGUCUAUACCUGCUGCCCUUCCCCAGGCUGAGCCUGAUGUGGUGGAGGUUGCCCCAGCGGUAGAACUGGGUUUGACCCCUGUUGUGUCUCCAGGAGGGCAGCGAGAGAGGCCCAGAGGGGAGCCUCCAGCAGGUGCCCCUGGACAUCGCUCAGGGGAGCCCCCCAUAGGGCCUGUCCAAAGCGCCAAAAAGAAGAAAGUGCGAUUCUCCAUGGCUGUGUCCAGUCCCUCCGAGGACCCAGGGUCAGGAGAGGCCUUGGGCCCACCCUCACCAGCCACAGCCCGGCCCUCAGCCCCCAGGAUGGCAGCUGGGGGCCGCGGGGGGCCUGGAGCCUGGGACGCUGUGGCAGUUGGGCCCCGGCCCCUCCAGCCUCGGGUCCUCAAGCUUCUGCCUCCCCCGGCCUCCUCUGCCUUGGAGUGGCCCGAGCCCAGGAGCUGCUUUGCAGUGACCCUCCCAGAGGCCUAUGAGUUCUUUUUUUGUGACACGAUUGAGGAAGAGGACGAAGAUACCAUAGAGGCAGCAGAGGCUGGCCAGGCUGCAGCUGAAGUCCAGUGGCCGGACGUGUGCGAGUUCUUCUUCCAGGACUUGCAAGCCCAGAGGUCGGAGCACCCAGUGGGGCGCUCCUUGGCCCCACCCCCUCCGGCCAAGCCUAUGCCAGCUCCUCCACCUGGAGACCCCAUGCCCAUCUCCAUCCCUGAGGCCUAUGAUCACUUCCUUGGGGAGGACAGGGUAGACAGCAUGCUGGGACCGGCUGCCCUUCUCCAGUUGCAGGCCACAGAGAACCCCAGGUCGGUCCCCCAUGGAGUGGGCCCUGGAACCCCACCAGAGCCCUGCCCAGCCACAGCAGAGCAGCUCAACCUGGCAGUCAGGCAAGCAGGGGAGCCCUGGGGUCCCCUCACCUCGUUUACCUUCAGCCAGAACGACAUGUGCCUAGUGUUUGUGGCCUUUGCUACCUGGGCUGUGAGAACAUCGGAUCUGCAUACCCCAGACGCCUGGAAAACAGUCUUGCUGGCCAACAUUGGCACCGUCUCUGCCAUCCGAUACUUCCGUGGUCAGGUGCAGAGGGGGCGCCGCAGCCCGAACCGCAGUCGCAGCCCCAGCCCCAGCUCCAGUUCCAGCUCCUAGGACCCAGUCUUGGCCCAGGAAGACGCAGGAUGAGGAAACGGCCACAGGUGCUCAGGGCAGGCGCUGCCCUCAGGCCUUGCACUUUGACCUCUGUUCUCCACCAUCUAGGAAGGAGCCAGCAUCCUUGGUCUUGGCUCCUUUGGACUCCACCGAGGGUCCAGCCAGUGGCUGAGGCCAAGGCUGUACCCCACACCCGGAGAGGGGAAGGUUCUGGAAGGCUGGGCGAGAAGGGGCUGAGCAGGGAGCUGGUUAGUAAGGUGGCCAGGGUAGCAAAUCAGAGCACAGGAUGUCCAGUGAUGCCUGAAGUUCAGACAUGUAGUAUUUGAGCCGUAUUUACAGUAAGAUAUUAUUUGCGGUUUAUCUGAAAUCAAAUUUGACUGGGUGCCCUGUAUUUUACCAGCUUAUCUAGUCAGGGGGUGAGGGCAGGGCACUGGAAAUUAGGGGGUCAGAGCAGCAGCAAGACCCUGCUGGAGACCUGGGCAGGGGCAAGGGUGAUGAGGCUGGGUGGGCUUGAGGCUGUGGGGGCAGGUCCCAGGGACUCUCUGCCCCAUUUAGAAGUGGGCUGGACUGGUGAGGGCCUCUGAGGCCUCCCUGGUCCCUGAGCCCCAAGGGCCUGUGGCCAAGGCCUCCUUGGCUCCUGCCUGGGACAGUGAACAGGGGCCUACAGGGGCCUAUGGGAAGGGGCUCCAGAGGCCCCUGCAGGGCGGGGGUCUAUAGGGCAGAGCCUGGACAAGGUGCAAGGGCAGAGUGCAAUGGUGUCAGGUAGAGGGACUGGACCUGGGAUUGUCCCGGGGCUGAGAGGAGCCGGAGAUGGGGUAGGUAGGUGGGCAGGGGACUGGUGGUGGCAGAGCAGCGGGGGUGCUGGGGGGGCAUGCAUGGGGUCCUCAGGACGACGGGAGACUCCAGGCUGCUAAGUGGAGAACGCAUGGAUACAGCACCAAUAAAUCUCCUUCUCUUUCUUGUUCA
Equus quagga is the source of this 3833-nucleotide messenger RNA. It is a transcript of the gene PERM1, whose product is annotated as PPARGC1 and ESRR induced regulator, muscle 1. Gene Ontology annotation, cellular component: nucleus; cytoplasm. Bases 405 to 2867 code for a protein of 820 amino acids. Lineage: Eukaryota; Metazoa; Chordata; Mammalia; Perissodactyla; Equidae. The record is from RefSeq and is a predicted model, not a curated record. The transcript has 4 exons. Gene Ontology annotation, biological process: regulation of DNA-templated transcription; response to muscle activity.